Penaeus chinensis is the source of this 1759-nucleotide messenger RNA. RefSeq names its product macrophage mannose receptor 1-like. The record is from RefSeq and is a predicted model, not a curated record. NCBI's taxonomy places the organism in Eukaryota, Metazoa, Arthropoda, Malacostraca, Decapoda, Penaeidae. The transcript is spliced from 5 exons. The coding region runs from base 529 to 1662 and encodes 377 amino acids.
AUAUCAGACAUGAAAGAUUCUAUACCACUAACAGACACGUAAUAAGAUGCAACAACAAGAAUAAGCAUACUGGCAGCGAACGAAAGGUCUGUGAUGAAAUGAUACACUAAGAUAAGCAUAUUUUUCCCUAGGAAGCUUCUCUGCACCACGGAAGGAAUGGGUUACAAGUAGAUUGAGAUUAAUAAAUGUCAAGACAGCAGCUAAUCUUAAUAAAUCAAAAAUGUUAACAUUUCUGUAUUUGUCAAAAAGGCAAAUAAUCUCCGUGAGAUGUGUGCGUGUGUGUGUGUGACACACAUACACACACACACACACACACACACACACACACACAAUCACACAAACGGCAUAAGUACUCGUAGGAUAUAAUCAACAGUAGCGAUACAAUUAAAACAUAUAGAAGCACAUUAUUAAUUUUGCAGCGUGAUACAUCACACUGCAAAUGUAAUUUCCUUAAAAAAAUGAUGAUCUGAAGGAUAACCUUUGUCUUCUAACCCCAUCCACUAAGCUCCGUUGCUCUAUCCCCUUGUUAUGCAGAGUGCCAAUGCGCGUAUAUGUUUGUAUGUACGUGAGUUUGUGUUGCUGGGAGGAGGCCUGAGUCAAAGCGAGGAGGAGGUGGCACUCAGUACCAUGAAGCCGAGCGGGAAAGCUGUUCUAGUGCCACUGUCGUUGGCACUAUUGGUUGUGAGGGCGGACAUAGACAUUAAUAACUUCAUUACCAGCCUGAAUCAUCUCCACACGACCAUGGAAGAGUACGUUGGAUGCGACCAGAGGAUGGAGAAACUGUGGGAGGAUAUCAUGACUCGUAACAAGAUGUUUAACCAUCUUAAUGAAAGGCUGCUCAGUAAGAUGGACCAGCUUGCCAGGAUUAGGGAGAGAGAUGAAAUCCAGAGCGAAUGCAAGCCUCCCUUUCAAGUAUUCAGGGGAAACUGCCUGCUGCUCAACACAGAAAGCUCGUUAGAUUGGCCUCAAGCAAGGUUCGUUUGCUGGGUCAAGGGCGGUGACCUCGCCUAUCCCUGGAGCCUUCAGGACCUCAAGGAUUUCCUUCCUAUAACAGGGCGCGAGUUCUGGGUGGGCGCCCGGACGCUGCCCGAGCUGGAGUUCCCGGAGUGGAAAUGGGCUGACGGGCGCCUGGUGGAGAGCGACCACGAGCUCUACACGGCGAUCCCCCAGGCCAGGGCGGGGGACAAGUGCAUCCUGCUGGCGCGCAACGGCACCUUCCGGCUCAAGGCAGCCAGCUGUGAGGCCAGGAGACCCUUCGUCUGCCAGAUUCCUUACAGGAAACACUGCCCGAGGUCCUACACGGACGUGGGCGGGAGGUGCGUGAAGCUGCACAAGGUGCCGGCGGCCUCGUGGGCGGACGCCGACGCCCUCUGCCGCGAGGACGACGCCGAGCUGGCCCGCCCGCGCACCGCCCUCGACACCCGCGACUUCGUGGGGCGGCAGCUGCAGGCGGACUGGCGCGUGUGGAUCGGCGGCGAGAAGCGCGAGAAGCGAUCGGCGUGGAAGUGGACCAACGGAAGCCCGCUGAGCUUCCCCGACGGCUGGCACCACCGCGACACUCCCCCCGGGCAGUGCCUGGCACUGCUCGGCGCCGACGACUUCGAGAGUGAGACGGCGGAGUGCGACACCGCUCUGCCAUUUCUCUGCCAGAGGAUUGAGUGAUGCCCUCUCCCCCCUCAGGAGUCAAUGACGGAGGCUGGGGCUCCGGGCAGUCGGCUGGCAUUUGUAAAAUGUAUUUUUAUAAAAGAAAAUGGUCUUA